This is a messenger RNA of Suillus paluster, 3263 nucleotides long. RefSeq lists its product as uncharacterized. Gene Ontology annotation, biological process: regulation of DNA-templated transcription. The transcript is spliced from 10 exons. Bases 196 to 3102 code for a protein of 968 amino acids. The record is from RefSeq and is a predicted model, not a curated record. NCBI's taxonomy places the organism in Eukaryota, Fungi, Basidiomycota, Agaricomycetes, Boletales, Suillaceae. Gene Ontology annotation, cellular component: RSF complex.
CCCGAGCUGCUUCGUUCUGCUAAAGGUCGUGCUCAUCGCCAGUAACGGCGACGGGAAUCAUCAACAAACUAAUUUCAGUCUUGGCUUGGUUUUAAAAUCUUUCUGGUAAUCGCUGGACACGUUGUGCAAUUGAACAUCGCCAGAACAGCCGAAGGAUCUCCGACCUUUUUAUAAAGCCCUAACUCAGCUGUGCGCAUGCCUCGCCGCACCUCUGCUCGCCUUACAUCUUCAGCGACUCCACAAGCCUCUUCAGUUUCUUUCCAGCUUCCUGCUCAAGAUGCAGAUCCCAGUAUCCUUCCCCUCAGACGACACUGGAAAUGGGCUGCCUUCAGCCAGUUUUUCUUCACAUUUAAUACACUCUUUGCCAUGAAUGACGUGACCUUGAUCGACAUCGAGAAUGACCUCGCUUACUCUACAAACCGUGUUCUGUCACGCAUCAUGACACGAUUGCUUGUCACCUUAACGCAGGACAGAAAAAUAUCCAUUGAUAAUUGGCAAACUGCAUUGCGAAAACAAUAUAUGAGACGCGACCCAGAUGCAAAUCCCAUAGGACCAAUUCAGCAAAUAUACGUUAAUGUAGCAGAGUCCUCCCGCGCAUCCACUGCUCCCCCACUCCCAUCUGAAACGGCAGAAGAAUUGGUUCAGGAGGAGGCGAAGAAAAACGUGGCGCAUGAAGACGGAGCAUCUGUGGACGGUGAUGCCGUCCCAGACGAUUCAGCGGAUGCAGUCGAGGACAAGUCGGAGGAACCCAAGAUCGAUGAAUCAAAGGAUGAGGUCGUUGCAUCUUCCUCAGAGGCUUUACAGGACUCCGAGGAGCUACAGCAGCAAAUUGACUGGCUCGACCUGCCUACAAUCAAGAAAUUGGAGUCCUUGCACACUCUUAUCGAGUGGCAAUUCCAUAACCCUAAUCGUCUACGUACUCAAAUGAAAGACGACGACGAGAAUGCUCAAUGGCGCAUAGAGCCAAUAGGGUACGACGCCAAGCGUAAUGCCUAUUGGUUAAUAGGUGCUGACCGUCUAUGGCUUCAACGCGAACCUCCGCGUCCAACCCUCAAGCGCAAGCGCCUCGCAAAUACAAAUACAUCGAAAUCCACUGGUAGAAAGCCUUCUAAUAAACGCCAGCGAGUCGAGCCAGACCCAGAGCCCACGCCUCCGCCCACAACACCCGCUAGGGCAUCCCGUCAGCGCAAUCAAACGCAGACCCAGAACUCUAGCCCGUCCGGCUCGCGCGGUACCCGCGCUGCCAAAUCACGUGCAAAUCAGAAGCUUGACGCACAAGCGAAGGAUCUCGCCGAAUUUCAGCGUCAGAUGGCUCGGAGCAAGUCUGCUAAUGCUCCUCUGACUCCGCGCCGACCUUCUGGGAUCCGGGUGAGUGCACGGCUGCGCGGUACUUUGGCAGAGGAUGAGUGGCAGGAGGUGCCGGAAGAAUGGCUUUCCGUCAAUGCGCGUGAUGGAAAGAAGGGAGAGGAGAAGAUGCUGCCUAAGGCCAAGACGAGGCUAAAGACUGGGCUUGAGAGCGAUGAAGAGUCUGUCAGUGAUCUCACGGAGCUUAGCGAGGACGAGAGCACAAAUGAGGACGCCGAGGAAGAAGCCGACAAGGAAGAGAGUGAAGAACCCAGCAUUAAAGAUGAAGAAGCCGAGGCGGAAUUCGUACCGGCCCCCAAUAAAUCAAACGGCAAGAUUGAUGUUGAUGAGGAAGACGAAGAUCAUCCACCUCUUCCCGAAGGUUUUAUUGAAUGGGAGACGAUCUGUAUCACUCUCGAAGAAUGGGAGAGCUUCCCGGAGCAAUUUGAGAAAGCCACACACUAUGCUGAGAAGUCCUUGUAUAGGGUAUUGACGCAGACUAUCGUCCCGGAAAUAACCGCCGAGCUUAGGGAGGUAGAAAAGAAGAAGCGCAAGGAAGAAGCAGUCGUGCAUCGCAAGCGUUCAUCUCGUAUUGCUAUCAAGGAAAGUGAGAAGGAGCAAGAAUUACUUGCUGCUAGGAAGCGCGCAGAGGAAGAUGAGAAGAUGGGUCGAGCCAGGAGGGCUGAAGCGCGUAGACAGAAAGAGGAGGCGGACAGGAUUAAGAGGGAGACUGCUAGAGAGCAACGCAGGAAGGAGCGAGAAGCUAAGCAGGUUGCAGAGCCUGAAGCUGAGCCCAGCGCCGACGCGCCUAUCGAUGUCGUGAGUCAAGAGCCUUCCUCGUCUGCCAUCCCGCCUGGUCAGAUGGGGAAGUUUCCAACAUUGUCCGUUCCUAUUCCGGUCAAUGGAACAGGCGCUUCUAGCAGUGGAUCGCGGACACCAGGCGAAGACUGGGAGCUGGAUUGCGAGGUUUGCGGUAGUCGUGGGUUUAACAAGGAUGAUGGUCUUCCCAUCAUGUGCUGUGGUCGGUGUUUGAAGUGGCAGCAUAUAUUAUGCCAUGACCGACGAGACGCCGCUGCGGGCCGCCCGAAACGUAACUGGGAUGCUGAGGACUUCAUCUGCAAAAGGUGUCGCGUUUCAGGAUCCAGGGCUUCUUCGUUCAGCAGCGGCAGCCAGUUACCAACGCCAACCGAUUUGAAAGCAGCGUAUGGUUCAGUUGGAACGCAGCCUUACUACAGCAACCAGUCGGGCUACUCGCAUGACCGCUAUCCCAAUGGGAGCUACUACUCUGGCGGCGCGCCAAGUGGGAGAUACAGCUACGAUCACCAGUCUGACGUAAGGUCAUCUGGCAUGCCUUCUCAGUCUUACACUCAAGCUCCCCGUACGUCUGGUGGAGUCACGUUUGCGCACUAUCAACCUCAGCAAGGCGGAUUUUCGACAUCACGUCCAUCUUACUCCGUUCAAGAGCCGGUUCCGUUAACUCAGCAGACACGCUAUUCGCAGUCUACAUCUCCGGUACCGGUCAGUGGAGUCGGUCAAUACCCCGGGCCCUUCCAGCCCUCCAGCUAUUCUCGGAACGAAUACAUGAACGCAGUUCUCCCACCUCCUCCAUACGUCUCCUCACAACAACAACCAUACUAUCCCGGAACCCCCACCACAAGCAACUCAGUCCCGUACUCUCAAAUGCAUAGUACAAACCACCAGUCCAUGUCACAGUAUUCCGGAUACCAACACACCGCUCCUUACCAACAGAGUAGAUGAGUUUUGUUACAUACGCACGCCCGCACUUCUGUCGUAAGGAACUUUUUUUUGAUUUAUCAAGAUAUUCGUAAGUGGACGUACAUGUGUAGUGAUGGAGGAGAUGAUGUAGAGUACUUGGAUGUUUUGUAAUGAAUGUGCUUUCGUUGGACUGGCAUUAGACG